Ogataea parapolymorpha DL-1 is the source of this 1014-nucleotide messenger RNA. RefSeq names its product Hsp90 co-chaperone AHA1. The transcript has a single exon. The coding region runs from base 1 to 1014 and encodes 337 amino acids. NCBI's taxonomy places the organism in Eukaryota, Fungi, Ascomycota, Pichiomycetes, Pichiales, Pichiaceae. The record is from RefSeq and is a predicted model, not a curated record. Gene Ontology annotation, cellular component: cytosol. Gene Ontology annotation, biological process: positive regulation of ATP-dependent activity; protein folding. Gene Ontology annotation, molecular function: protein-folding chaperone binding; ATPase activator activity.
AUGGCAGUUCAAAAUCCUAACAACUGGCACUGGGUUGACAAGAAUUGCAUUGACUGGGCAGCUCAAUGGUGCAAGAGGAAGCUCGUGGGAACCUCUGCGGGCUCCUCCCCUAAAGUCAGCGUUGUGGGGCUGAAGAAACUCGAGGGAGAUGUGGAGGUCUGUCAGCGCAAGGGCAAGAUUUUCUCCAUAUACGACUUGAAGCUAGAGCUUUCUUUUGAGAGUGACAACUCGGAAAAAUCGAAGGGCACCAUUAGCAUCCCUGAGCUUGCCUAUGACACUGAACACGAUGACUUCCAAUUUGACAUCACCUUUGACAAGCCAACGGGCUCUAGCGAGGAGGAUUCUAUUCGCUCGUUGAUUCGCUCAAAUCUUGUGGAGGAGCUUAGAAAGAAGCUGUCUACCUUCACUAACGACUUGAUCAGCGAGAAUGCCUCUGAUAUCCAAGUGGACAAGUCUCAGGUGAAUUCCACUUACACUGCGGCUAACCAAGAAAAGACAUUGACCAAAACAGUGGUGAAGGAAAGCACCACGUUUAACAAAGGAAAUUCCGUGCAAAAGGCAAAAACAACUACCGCAGUUUCAUCUGCCGACUCGUCUCGUGUGCCAAAAUACAACACGUCUGACCUUAAUUUCUCAACCACCUUCAACACCUCGGCAGAACAACUAUACCUCACUCUUUUGGUUCCUGAGAGAGUUGCAGCCUGGACUCGCUCCGCUCCACAAAUUGAACCAAAGGAGGGCACUGAGUUCCAGCUCUUUGGCGGCAACAUCCAAGGUAAAAUUCUAGAAUUGCAAGAAAAUAAGAAUAUUAAAAUGCUUUGGAGACUACGGGACUGGAAGGAAGGUCACUACACAGAACUGCAAUUGACCUUCAAUGAGGGAGCUGGCGAGACAGAAAUGGCUGUCAGCUUCAAAGGUAUCCCUAUCGGGGACGAGGAGUUGGUGCGCAACAACUUUGAAAAUUACUACAUCACCUCGAUAAAAGUCACUUUUGGUUUUGGUGCAGUUCUUUGA